This is a messenger RNA of Eleginops maclovinus (Patagonian blennie), 1689 nucleotides long. RefSeq names its product RNA binding motif protein 46 (gene rbm46). Bases 1 to 1689 code for a protein of 562 amino acids. Gene Ontology annotation, cellular component: nucleus. The record is from RefSeq and is a predicted model, not a curated record. The transcript is spliced from 11 exons. Gene Ontology annotation, molecular function: mRNA binding. NCBI's taxonomy places the organism in Eukaryota, Metazoa, Chordata, Actinopteri, Perciformes, Eleginopidae.
AUGGCGUCAGACAGAUCCGACAGGGAUGGGGAGUCAGACGGAGACGUAGAUGGCAGCUGUGCUGAUGUCAGCGCUCUUUCGGGGGAGGAGUACUUCAAGGCGUCCUGCGCCCGAGAGAUGGCGCUGCUGGCUCUGAUGGACAAGACCGGCUACAGCAUGGUGCAGGAGAAUGGCCAGAGGAAGUAUGGAGGACCUCCCCCUGACUGGGAGGGCCCGGCUCCCCCGAGAGGCUGCGAGGUGUUUGUGGGUAAAAUCCCCCGGGACAUGUACGAGGACCAGCUGGUGCCGCUGUUCGAGAGAGCGGGACGUCUGUACGAGUUCAGACUCAUGAUGGAGUUCAGCGGGGAGAACCGCGGCUAUGCUUUCGUCAUGUACACCAACAGAGAGGCGGCGCAGAGAGCCAUCAGCACGCUGGAUAACUUCGAGGUCCGUCCGGGGAAGUUCAUCGGCGUGUGUGUGAGUCUGGAUAACUGCCGGCUGUUCGUUGGCUCCAUCCCCAAAGACAAGAGGAAGGACGACAUCCUGGAGGAGAUGAACAAGGUGACGGAGGGUGUGGUGGAUGUGAUCGUGUAUCCCAGCUCCACAGAUAAGAGCAGGAACCGAGGCUUCGCCUUCGUGGAGUACGAGUCCCACAAAGCUGCUGCCAUGGCCCGCAGGAAGCUCAUCCCAGGAACCUUCAAACUGUGGGGUCAGUCCAUCCAGGUGAACUGGGCGGAGCCGGAGAAGGACGUGGAUGAGGACGUGAUGCAGCGCGUCAGGGUGCUCUACGUGCGUAACCUGAUGCUGAGCACGUGCGAGGAGACGGUGCGGCAGGAGUUCUCGCGCUUCCGGCCAGGCAGCGUCGAGCGCGUGAAGAAGCUCACCGACUACGCCUUCGUGCACUACCGUUCCCGCGACGACGCCAUCACCGCGCUCAGCCUGAUGAACGGCGCGCUGAUUGAUGGCGCCACCGUGGAGGUGACGCUCGCCAAACCGGCGGUACUCAAAGAGGGUCGGGGCCCGGUGGGAGGGGGGCGGGUCUACAACAGCAGCAGGGGUUACCUUGGGAGUCACAACGCGGGAGCGGGAGGAGCCGGGACAUCACUCCUGCACAGGGAGGCAGCGGGGGACAUGUGCUCCCCCCUCAGGACCAUGCCCCUGCCGCCACGCCUGGGAAGCCCCUUCUACCCAGGUGAAAUAGAGCCUGAUGAGUCUGUGUUCUCUCUGAUCAACGGGCCCCCGCUGUCCCCAACCAGCCUCCUGUCUCUGAAGCAGAGACAGAUCGGCUCGGCCGUCAACCUGCUGGACUUCCACUGCUGCAAAAACUGCUGGUCAGAGCCCGAGUACCUGCUGUACACGACCCCGGGGCCCGACGGGGAUCUGCUGCUGCUCUACAAGGUGAUAAUCUCGUCCACAGGGAACACCUACUACCCUGACAAACUGUGUGUGAUGCUGGAGGACGCCAAGGAGCUGGCUGCACGCACCACACUGUGGAGCCUAGGUUUGUCCCUCCUGAGCUCCCCCUCCUAUGACACCCCCGGCUCCCCCUCACCCCCCCACGUCCUCCCCCCCUCUACCCCCGGGCUGCUGACCUGUGGCAGCCGAGCCUUCGCCUCCUGCCUCCCCCCACCUCCUCCUGCCUCCCCCUUCGCCCUGACCCCUCCCUCCUCCCACGAUCACAUGCUGUACCCGCAGUCAACUUUCUACUGA